UUGGAAUGAAUUACUUGACAACAGGCAGCAACUGUUGCUCACUUUGACAACUACAGUACUGGACGUCCCCCUCCCUCUCUCUCCUUCACCAGUGGCCGCUCGUCCAUUACUUUCCUUCAGUCGGAGCCGAAAUGUUGUUCAGUCCGACCGGCGUGUCGGAGUGUUUUCGCGAGUGGGGAGAUUUAGAGAAGGACUAUCAACAAAUUCAGGACACACAUCGGCUGUACAGAGUUAAGCUCGAGGAAGUCACCAAAUUGCAGAACAGCUGCACAUCCGCCAUCUCACGUCAUCGGAAGAAGCUGAAAGAGCUCUUGUCAUCGCUUGAACAAUGCAAAGUCAACCACCUAGAGCAAAAGUUAAGUCUGGAGCAAGUGGACUCCAUCGCCGACAUCCAGGUGGAAAUUGGCGAGCGAGCUGAUGCCUUUUCUGAGAUGGAAGCCUUUCUGCCAAAGAAAAACGGGCUAUACCUCACUCUUGUUUUAGGAAAUGUCAACGUUACACUCCUCAAUAAGCAGUCAAAAUUUGCCUACAAGGACGAAUAUGAGAAAUUUAAGCUUAUCCUCACUGUCAUCCUCUUCCUCUUUUCCUUCACGUGUCGCUUUUUAUUCAGCUACAGAGCAUUGGACGCCCUUUUCAACUUCCUCCUGGUGUGGUACUACUGCACGCUCACCAUUCGUGAGAGUAUUCUCAUCAAUAACGGCUCCAGGAUACGAGGCUGGUGGGUGUUCCAUCACUACGUGUCGACCUUCCUUUCAGGAGUCAUGCUCACAUGGCCCGAGGGGACUCUUUACCAAAUGUUUCGGAACCAGUUCCUCUCCUACUGCUUGUACCAAAGUUUUGUCCAGUUUUUACAGUAUUACUACCAGAGCGGCUGCUUGUACAGACUCCGAGCCCUCGGAGAACGACACAACAUGGAUCUCACCGUUGAGGGUUUCCAGUCAUGGAUGUGGAGGGGACUCACCUUCCUGCUGCCAUUCUUGUUCUUUGGUCAAUUCUGGCAGCUGUACAAUGGCGUCACACUUUUCAAGAUGUUCCAGCUACCAGAGUGCAAAGAGUGGCAGGUGGCGAUGUGCUGCUGCUCUUACAUGACUCUGUUUCUUGGCAACUUCUUCACCACGCUGGGGGUGGUCUACAACAAGUACAUGAUGAACCAAGACAAGCCCAAGACCUUGUAGGACUUCAGUGUUUGUACCUCCAUUUUACUGUUACGCUUAUCUGCUCUCCUUGCGUUGUCACUCAGUGAGUGGCGCUCAUUGGUAGUGGGUUAUAGGAGAAUGUUACCCAAGUGUACUUACUGUAGAUGUGAUUCAUCGGUACACGUCACAAAAGCAUGUGCACAGUUCCGUGGGGAAAACAUUGGUGUCAUUUAGUAUUUGCUGAAUAAAUGCACUCCUGUACAAAGGCAGCUUGCACUGAAUUAAAUACUAUAGGGUGUUUUUGGUGCGCUGAAAUUGGAGUUGAGAAAGGGCAGCACGGGACCCUGCUGUAGUUUGUAAUAAAGUGCAGUGUACUAAAAUGUCCAAAAGAUGGCGCCAUUGAGACACAGCUUCACAAUUUGGCCUCAUUGAAACACAAUUGAUCCAAAUGUUUAUUUUUUUGUUGUCAUUAGGAGCACGACAUAAAGAUUAGCCAACCCCCCCCCCCCCAAAAAAAAAAUGAAAACAACGAGUCAUUUAUUAAAAUCAAACUCGUUUUCAAUUGGAAUGCUUUCCAAUGCAGCUCUUUUUUCCCAAGCAUUUGCCGGGGGCAAGUUUUUUUAACAAGUUGGGCACACAUUCAUAUGUAUAAGGUCACACUGGUGAUAUUCCUGUGCGGCUGCACAAUACGUCCUCUGCUUUAUGAUUUAAACAUUUUCUUGAUGCAAAGACAUGAAAGGAGGCGAGAAAAGAGGCGCCAUAAGAUCACAGGCAAACCACAGCUGAAAGUUUAAAAUGAAAAGCAGCUUUACGCCCAAUUUGCUGCGGCGGAACUUCUGUAGAAGGAGAGGGGGGAAAAAAAGAAGAGCAUGUGAAUGUAUGCGUGAGGGCUGGAGGGUGAGGUUGGUGGAGAGGAUUCUCUUGUGCCAGUUUGGUCCUCUUUCAUGUGCCUCAUUAGAAGCUGGGAGGGGAACGAGGAGCCCAAGGACAAACUGUAUGUAAGGGAUGAGGAGGGGGGGGCACUGCCAAAAUGGCUUCUUUUGCCUCAGGAUUGUUCACCUUAAUUUUUUUUAAACAAUCCAAUAUGUAGGUCAAUAUGCUAAGCUAUUAUUUACUCCGUGGAAAAUAAACAUUACACCACAGCUUCA
Messenger RNA from Hippocampus comes (tiger tail seahorse), 2284 nucleotides. RefSeq names its product transmembrane protein 120Aa (gene tmem120aa). Gene Ontology annotation, biological process: fat cell differentiation. The record is from RefSeq and is a predicted model, not a curated record. Bases 132 to 1175 code for a protein of 347 amino acids. Gene Ontology annotation, cellular component: membrane. The transcript is spliced from 12 exons. NCBI's taxonomy places the organism in Eukaryota, Metazoa, Chordata, Actinopteri, Syngnathiformes, Syngnathidae.